Messenger RNA from Notechis scutatus (mainland tiger snake), 619 nucleotides. Lineage: Eukaryota; Metazoa; Chordata; Lepidosauria; Squamata; Elapidae. The record is from RefSeq and is a predicted model, not a curated record.
AGGACCAGCAGGGAUCCAUCCUGCGGUGCCAGAAAUGAUCCCGUGAAGGAAGAGGCCCCUGGAGACACACACCCCCCCAGUCCCUGGAGCCCUUUGGAGUUGCUCUGCCGGAGAGAGGAAGGAUGGAGACAGCCCCUUUGGCCAAGGAGGGGAGCAGAAAAGGCCCCGCAGCUCUUCAGCCUGUGAGCUGUGGGGAGAGCCGGACAAGAACCUGGCAGAAGGUCCUGCAGGAGGGAACCAUCCUCCCUUCAGAAGUUCCACACUGGACCUCCUUCCAAUAUCGGGAGGCUGAGGGUCCCCGAGGACUUUGCAACCGACUCCAUGACUUGUGCAGGCGAUGGCUGAGCCCAGGAAAGCGCAGCAAAGUCCAGAUGCUGGACCUGGUGGUUCUGGAGCAGUUCCUGACUCUCCUCUCCCCAGAGAUGGAGUGCUGGGUGCGGGAGUGUGGAGCAGAGAGCAGCUCCCAGGCGGUGGCCCUGGCGGAAGGCUUCCUCCUGAGCCAGGCGGAGGAGCAGAAGGAGCAGCUCCAGAGGCAGGUGGGAGACUUUAGGGAGCUCAGAAGGGAAUAAAUAGAGUGCUUGAAUGCUUCACCCCUCCUUCCAAAAUUUCUCCCACGUUC